This is a messenger RNA of Mauremys reevesii (Reeves's turtle), 1642 nucleotides long. RefSeq names its product actin like 6B (gene ACTL6B). The coding region runs from base 101 to 1369 and encodes 422 amino acids. Gene Ontology annotation, molecular function: chromatin binding. Gene Ontology annotation, cellular component: SWI/SNF complex; NuA4 histone acetyltransferase complex. Gene Ontology annotation, biological process: nervous system development; regulation of transcription by RNA polymerase II. The transcript has 13 exons. Lineage: Eukaryota; Metazoa; Chordata; Testudines; Geoemydidae. The record is from RefSeq and is a predicted model, not a curated record.
GCCGCCCGGGUGCUGAACCGCCCCUCCCCCACCCCCGGCCGCCCCGACACCGGGACCCUCCCCCCGCAGCCGCUGGGGCAGGGGGCGCAGCGGAGCCAGGAUGAGUGGGGGGGUCUAUGGAGGAGAUGAGGUGGGGGCGCUCGUCUUUGACAUCGGCUCGUUCUCAGUCCGAGCUGGCUACGCCGGAGAAGACUGCCCCAAGGCGGAUUUCCCCACCACGGUGGGGCUGCUGGCCCCCGAGGAGGCGGCGCUGGAGCUGGACGGGGACAAGGAGAAGAAGCCGGGGAAGGUUUAUUACAUCGACACCAACUCGCUGCACGUCCCGCGGGAGAACACGGACGUCCUGUCGCCCCUCAAGAACGGCAUGAUCGAGGACUGGGACUGUUUCCAGGCCAUCCUGGACCACACCUACGGGAAACACGUGAAGUCGGAGCCCGGCCUGCACCCCGUGCUCAUGUCCGAGGCGCCGUGGAACACCCGGGCCAAGCGGGAGAAGCUGACCGAGCUGAUGUUCGAGCAUUACGCCAUCCCGGCCUUCUUCCUCUGCAAGAGCGCCGUGCUCACCGCCUUUGCCAACGGCCGCAGCACGGGGCUGGUGCUCGACAGCGGGGCCACCCACACCACAGCCAUCCCCGUGCACGACGGCUACAUCCUGCAGCAAGGGAUCGUGAAGUCGCCGCUGGCUGGGGAUUUCAUCUCCAUGCAGUGCCGGGAGCUCUUCCAGGAGAUGAACAUCGAGAUCGUGCCCCCCUACAUGAUCGCUGCCAAGGACCCCGUGCGUGAGGGGGCCCCCCCCAACUGGAAGAAGAAGGAGAAGCUGCCCCAGGUCUCGAAAUCCUGGCACAACUACACCUGCAAUGAGGUGAUCCAGGAUUUCCAGGCCUCGGUGCUCCAGGUCUCCGACUCGCCGUAUGACGAGCAGGUGGCUGCCCAGAUGCCCACCGUGCACUACGAGAUGCCCAACGGCUACAACACGGACUAUGGGGCCGAGCGGCUGCGAAUCCCCGAGGGGCUGUUUGACCCCUCCAACGUCAAGGGUCUUUCUGGGAACACCAUGCUGGGCGUCGGCCAUGUGGUGACCACCAGCAUCGGCAUGUGUGAUAUCGACAUCAGGCCGGUGAGUGCCCCCCCCUCGCUCCCUCCUGCCCUGUGGGCCGGGGGCCUCUCCCCACCCCCCUGUGCCCCCCCUGUGCCCCCCCAGAGCAUGCGCCUCAAACUCAUCGCCAGCAACAGCACCAUGGAGCGGAGAUUCAGCCCCUGGAUUGGGGGGUCCAUCCUCGCCUCGCUGGGCACCUUCCAGCAGAUGUGGAUCUCCAAGCAGGAGUACGAGGAGGGCGGGAAGCAGUGCGUGGAGCGGAAGUGCCCCUGAUGCAGCCGGCGCCCCCUGGCGGUGGGGCUGGGGGGCCCAGGGGCAUCUGCCCUGGGGGUCCCGCUCCCCUCCCCACCCCUCUCCAGCCUGUCCCCAAGUUGCGUUUCCAACCAUUGUGCUCACAACACCUUUGGUGGGGGGAGAGGGUCCAAUCCCCCCGUCACAGCCCCCCAUGGGCUGUGCCAUUCUUCCCCCACCCACGGGUGCCCCUCGCUAGCUCCUUCCGUGGUUCGUUAAUUGGGUCGGUUCAUUUUCAUGGGUGCGAAUGUGGAC